GACUUGAGUUGCCAUCCUGAAGCCUUUCCCUAUCGACGACAGGGGUCCUCACUUUCCUCACCCCCUAAUAGCCGAUGGGAUCAAUGCUGAAUUCUGGGGCUCGUGCCGGCCCCCUCAUCGACAGGCCUACUUCCCCAGACCACGUGAUUGGAUCGGCGACGCCAGUUGCAGGCCGGUUAAACUCUCGCAAAGCGGCUUGACGCUGGUUGGGUGAGAUGUAGAUGGAGACAGGGAAUUGCGUAAUCUGCUCUAGCAGGUUUGUAGGCAGGUCGCGUGUAUUUUCGCGUUUGCUUCAACCCCCGGAGCAGCAGGUCGGAAAAAUAGCGAAGCUUCGAGUUCUGCUUCCCAGCGUCUUGGGUUGCAGUCAGUGGCGAUCGGCCGCGAACUUUCCCAAGUGGAGCCUGGGCCGUGUGCCAAGAGCGCGACCACUCUUCACCGAGUCGGGACUGUUGACAUCGCUGAUAAGCAGGUUCAGGCGUGAUAAUGGGCCUUACGGCUCCUUUGCAAGGUUGCGGAUGAGAGUGAAGCCGCGACUGACGAGUCGGAUCUCGGUACGGAAUCGUCGGUUCGUGACGGCUCCAGAAAGACGGGGAUUAUUCCGCGUGGUGGUUGGCUUGACCCACCGGCCUGCAGGAAUCGACAUCAUGCCGUGGUAUAUUUUGCGGCCGUUGGUCGAUCAUCGCUCCAGUCGAGGGGGGAAAUGCGUCAUACGGUAGCAAAGAGGGCAGUGGUGGUUUGUUACAAGUUACAAUAGAGGAGCACUGAAGAUGCAAGGAGAUUACUGUCGCUGUGGUAAGAGUCGGGAUUAGGCCCGAAAUGCAACUCCAACCCUCAAGAAAGUUACCGAGAUCUUGCUGAGGUCUUGGAGGACAGGCAUUGAGGCAUGGUUUCAGUGGCCGAAGAAUUUGAUGGCUAAUUCUCCAAUGGCAAGUUUAGGGAUCCCAACAAGACGCAGUUCUCAUAAUCG
Aspergillus ibericus CBS 121593 is the source of this 967-nucleotide messenger RNA. RefSeq lists its product as uncharacterized. Bases 222 to 716 code for a protein of 164 amino acids. The transcript has a single exon. The record is from RefSeq and is a predicted model, not a curated record. Lineage: Eukaryota; Fungi; Ascomycota; Eurotiomycetes; Eurotiales; Aspergillaceae.